This is a messenger RNA of Polypterus senegalus (gray bichir), 8710 nucleotides long. It is a transcript of the gene thsd7aa, whose product is annotated as thrombospondin, type I, domain containing 7Aa. The record is from RefSeq and is a predicted model, not a curated record. NCBI's taxonomy places the organism in Eukaryota, Metazoa, Chordata, Cladistia, Polypteriformes, Polypteridae. The transcript is spliced from 28 exons. The coding region runs from base 342 to 5072 and encodes 1576 amino acids.
UCCUAGAGUCAGAUAACCUGCUCAGUCAGUUGUAGCCCCCUGUGGACAGCUGUCUCUCCCGACUGAUGGAAAACUGUCACUAUUUGCUGAAUAGAGGAGAGAGAGGAGCAACGUCAACAGCAGCCGAAGCAGGGGCUGGCAGCAGUGAAGGCUAAAGGCUCUAUUGUUCCCUUGUGUUAGGCAGUUUUAUUCUUUUCUACUGACAACCAACAAUAUAAAGCUGAGGGUGGUGACUCCUUCCGACACCAUUCAUGAAGGAAUACUAACACCCUUAAAGACAAACACUUUUCAUCCAAGGCUUUUGCCCUUUAUCCUGUGGAUUAAAUCAUCCUGCUUAAGGUAUGGGUUUAAGAAGAAGGGCUACAAUGCUCAGUGGUCCAUGGGAGACUGCUUUCUUAGCCCCUUGUUUGUGGAUGCUUGUGCUCCUGUUGUUAGGAAUCUGGGACGCUGAGGCUCAGAAUGAAGAAGACACCAAAUCAGUGUAUGUCUGGAAAACAGGUCCUUGGGGAAGGUGCAUGGGAAAUGAAUGUGGACCAGGUGGCAGUCAAAGCAGAGCUGUAUGGUGCGCUCACAUUGAGGGGUGGACUACAUUACACUCAAACUGUCUUAAGAACGAAAAGCAGCCUGAUAACCAGCAGAGUUGUUUUCGGGUUUGUGACUGGCACAAGGAGUUAUAUGACUGGCAGUUAGGGGAAUGGAAUCAGUGCCAAGCUGUGGCUUUAAGAAACUCUGGAAAUUAUAAAUCCUUAGAAUGCAUUAAGGGGGAAGAAGGAAUUCAAACCAGAGAGGUGUCAUGUGUUCAGAAAGCUAAUGGCACACCAGCUGAGGAUGUGAUUUGUGAAUAUUUUGAACCAAAACCCCGCCUUGAACAAGCAUGCCUCAUCCCUUGCCCACAGGAUUGUGUCGUUUCAGAGUUUUCUUCAUGGUCCCCAUGCUCCAAGACUUGUGGUGUUGGGUUGCAACAUCGUUUUCGGAGUGUUUUAGCCCCACCGCUUUUUGGAGGAUCUAGUUGUCCGAACCUUACAGAAUUCCAGCCUUGCCAGUUUAGUGCCUGCGAAUCAGAGGAAAGUAUGUACAGCUUGAAAGUGGGGCCCUGGAGCACUUGUGCUAUGCCUCACUCCAGACAAGCCCGUCAAGCUGGGAAGCGGCGGAAGAACAAAGGCAGGGAGAAAGCAGUGAAGGAUCCUGAGACAAGAGAGCUGAUAAAAAAAAAGAGAAACCGCAAUCGACAAAACAGACAAGAGAGCAAAUUCUGGGACCUGCAGAUUGGAUAUCAAACACGACAGGUCACGUGUAUCCAUAAAAAUGGCAAAUCUACUGCACUGAACCUUUGUACCCAAGAUAAACUUCCUGUAUCCUUCCAGUCUUGUGUCCUGACAAAGGACUGUGAGGUAACCGAGUGGUCCGAAUGGGGCCCAUGUUCAAAGGAUUGCUAUGAUAUGACCUCACCUAAAGGAUGGCGCACCAGAAACCGAACAGUAAAGCAGUUUCCUGUGGGAGGAGGAGCUGAAUGUCCAGAACUUGAGGAUAGAGAGCCAUGUGCCCCUCAGGGCGAUGGCAUACCACCAUGUGCUUCAUAUUCAUGGAGAGCAACAGAAUGGAGUGAAUGUCGUGUCGACUCUUUAUUGAGUCAACAGGAUCGCCGACGAGGAAAUCAGACAGGUCUUUGUGGAGGGGGAGUUCAGAGCAGAGAAGUGUACUGUGUGCAAUCCAAUGAAGAUCUUCUUUCCUACCUAAAUACACUCAAAGAAAAGGAAGAAAGUCAGUCUCAGAGCAAGCUGAAGCCUAGUGUUGCACCCCUUCUAUCAAUCACAUUUGAAAUAACAGCUUCAAAGCCUGUGGAUACUCGGUUAUGUACAGGGCUUAUACCAAACACCACUCAGCUGUGUCAUAUUCCAUGUCCAGUUGAAUGUGAAGUGUCAGCUUGGACAGCCUGGGGCCCAUGCACUUACGAAAACUGUGAAGACCAAGCUGGGAAAAAAGGCUUUAAACUAAGAAAAAGACGAAUUAUCAAUGAGCCAACAGGAGGAGCUGGAAGUUGUCCUCACCUUACUGAAGCAAUACCAUGUGAUGACCCAACCUGCUAUGAUUGGCAGUUGGCUAAAUUAGAAGAGUGUAUACCUGACAAUGAAAAAGUAUGUGGACCCGGAACUCAGACACCAGAAGUGAAAUGUGUCAACAGUGAUGGAGAAGACGCAGACAGACAGCUGUGUAGAGAUGCUAUCUAUCCCAUUCCUAUUGUGUGUGAGGUCCCCUGCCCCAAGGAUUGUGUUCUCAGCGCAUGGUCAAAAUGGUCUUCGUGUUCACACACCUGCUCAGGGAAAACAACUGAAGGGAAGCAGACACGUGUACGCUCGAUCUUGGCAUAUUCUGGUGAAGGAGCGGUUCAGUGCCCAAACAGCAGCGCUCUGCAGGAAGUACGCAACUGUAAUGAGCAUCCUUGCACAGUUUAUCACUGGCAGACUGGCUCCUGGGGACAGUGCAUUGAGGAUUCAUCAGUGUCAACUCUAAAUUCUACCACCAGCUGGAGUGGAGCUGCAUCCUGCGCAGUAGGAAUGCAGACAAGGAAGGUCAUCUGUGUGAGAGUCAACGUGGGGCAGGUGCCACCAAAAAAGUGUCCAGAAAGCCUCCGACCAGAGACAGUGAGACCAUGCUUAUUACCAUGCAAAAAAGACUGCAUUGUAACACCUUACAGUGAUUGGACACCAUGCCCAUUGUCAUGUCAGGAAGGACCUAGUCCAAUAAAGAAACAGUCACGCCAUCGAGUUAUUAUUCAGCUUCCAGCAAAUGGCGGUCAAGACUGCCCAGAUGUGCUGUAUGAAGAAAGGGAAUGUGAGGCAUUGCCUGUGUGUCUUGGCUACAGAUGGAAGACUCAUAAAUGGCGUCGCUGCCAAUUAGUACCUUGGUAUGUACGCCAAGAGAGUCCAGGAGCUCAUGAGACCUGUGGACCUGGUCUACAGACAAGAGCAAUAUCCUGUCGUAGACAAGAUGGAGGUCAGGCUGACAUUGGUGACUGUCUCAAGUAUGCUGGAUCAAUGCCUCCUAUAACUCAAACAUGUCAGCUACCUUGCCAAGAUGACUGUCAGCUAACAAGCUGGUCAAAGUUUUCACCAUGUAGUGCAGAUUGUGUUGGAGUAAGAACAAGAAAAAGAACACUUGUAGGGUACAUUGAAGAAGCAUGCAUCAUCCCGUGCCCAUCAGACUGCAAACUUAGUGAAUGGUCUAACUGGUCCCGCUGCAGUAAAUCUUGUGGAAGCGGUGUGAAGGUGAGAUCAAAGUGGCUACGUGAAAAACCUUAUAAUGGAGGAAGACCUUGCCCAAAACUGGACCAUGUCAAUCAGGCUCAGGUCUAUGAGGUGGUACCAUGCAUGAGUGACUGCAAUCAGUACAUUUGGGUGGCUGAGGCAUGGAGCGUCUGGAAAGUUAGUAAUGUUGACCUAAAAGAAAACUGUGGAGUGGGAGUGCAGACAAGAAAAGUGAGGUGUAUGCAGAAUACCAUUGAUGGGCCCUCAGACCCAGUAGAAGACUACCUUUGUGAUCCUGAAGAAAUGCCACUUGGAGCGAGAGAGAACAAGCUUCCUUGUCCUGAGGACUGUGUGUUGUCUGACUGGGGCCCAUGGAACAGAUGUCCUUUGCCAUGCAAUGGAAACCGCACACAUGAGCGAUCCGCAUAUUCUAUACGGGAGCCAGGUGAAGGAAGAGCAUGCCCUAGUUCAACAGAAACUGAACCUUGCAUUCUCAACAAGAACUGCUACCAUUACACAUACAAUGUGACAGAUUGGAGUACUUGUCAGCUGAGUGAGAAAGCCGUGUGUGGCAGUGGCAUUAAGACAAGGAUGCUGGACUGUGUGAGGAGCGAUGGCAAGUCUGUUGAUCUUAAGUACUGUGAAGAGCUUGGUUUGGAGAAGAAUUUGCAAAUGAAUAUGUCCUGUGUCGUGGAGUGUCCAGUCAACUGUCAGCUCUCAGACUGGUCUGCAUGGUCAAAAUGUUCUCAGACCUGCGGUCUAAUAGGAAAAAUGUGGCGAAAAAGAAGUGUGAUUCAGCCUUCCCAGGGGGAUGGCAGGCCAUGUCCUUCACAGAUGGAGCAGUGGAAACCAUGUCCUGUCAAACCCUGCUACAGAUGGCAGUAUAGUCAGUGGUCUGAAUGCAAAGUUGAGGAUGCUCAGUGUGGAGAAGGUGUUCGUUUUCGUAAUGUCUCUUGUUUUGUAUUUGAUGGAUCCAAAGAAGAUAAGGGAAGCCUAGUAGAUGAUGAUUUGUGUGGAGAUUUGGAGCCUACUGUUGUUGGAGACACUCAAAUGACACUGGAAGAGAUAUGUACUCUUCCUUGUCCAGGUGACUGUUACCUCACUGAAUGGACUUCAUGGAGCCCUUGCCAGUCAGUUUGUGUAAAUGGAGAUAAGCUUGAUUAUGAUGCUAUACAAGUGAGGUCCAGGGCAAUAAUCGCUCAAGAGCAGGAGAACCAGCAACAGUGUCCUGAGCAAAUGUGGGAAUCUCGACCAUGCAAUGAUGGGGAUUGCUAUGAAUAUAAAUGGAUGACAGGUGCCUGGAGAAGUUCCUCUCGUUCUGUAUGGUGCCAGCGCUCAGAUGGACUAAAUGUAACAGGUGGUUGCCCCUUAACAACAAGACCUGUGUCUGAUAGAUCCUGUGAUCCACCCUGCAACAAACCACAGUCCUACUGCACCGAGGCUGGGGUGUGUGGUUGUGAAGAAGGUUACACAGAAGUGAUGACAUCCGAUGGCAUGCUUGAUCAGUGUACUUUGAUUCCAGUCUUGGAAAUACCUACAGUUGGAGACAAAAAGGCUGAUGUGAAGACAAGUCGGGCAAUCAAUCCCACCCAGCCAUCCACUACUCAGUCGGGUCGAGGAGGCAGAGCUUGGUUUUUACAACCAUUUGGGCCUGAUGGCAAGCUGAAGACAUGGGUUUAUGGAGUAGCUGCUGGAGCAUUUGUUCUGCUCAUCUUUGUCGUCUCAAUGAUUUAUCUAGCUUGCAAAAAGCCAAAGAAACCACAGAGAAGACAAAACAAUAGGCUUAAACCAUUGACCUUGGCCUAUGAUGGAGAUGCUGACAUGUAGGAAUCUUCUGAAAAAAUCCCUUUGGAAUGGAAAUCCAGUCUGUACACAAUACUGCUGUAUAAAGAAAUGGCCUGUUUUCACUGGGGUUGAAAAAUUGUGUUGAAUUUACAGAAAAUAUUUGGGAAGAAUGAAAAUACAUUCAAAACAAGAACAUGGAAUGUCAAGUCAUGGAAGCAAAUGCUCCAAAGAACAUUUCCACAAAUGCACAUUUUGACUAAUCCAAGGUCAAUUCUAGACUAUUCUAAUUAACAGUAAAGAUGAACAUUAAUGAUUCCAUUUUGCGACACAAGAGCCUUUGCAAAUUUUACAGACCGAAUGGAAAUCUGCCUUUGCUUUAAAACUGUUUCUUUUCUCGCUAUUCUGUUUUCUUCUUAAAGGAACUGCAACAGGGCAAAAGACAUACUGCAACUGGGCAGUAUUCGGAAAGCACAAAGAAUACCUCCGUACCUUUAAAACAUUGCCAACUUUAAACCUACGGAGAAUCUCCUUUGUGCAAAAAGAUUUCAGGACCCCUUAGGAAAGAAAAGUUGCCAAAAUUUACUAUAUACUGUAGAAGAAAAAAUCCACCUUGGAGGACUGAACUUGUUACUCUGCAGUUUCCAUACAUUUUCACAUCUGUUACCUUAAAAGAAAGGAAGGCGACUCUUAAAACAAGAUGUUUUACUUCCAGGCUUUGGAAUAUGUUUAUCAUCUUUAUUUAUACUGCACCAUGCAUUUUGACUGUCUUAACCCUGCCGGACUCCUGCCUGCAUCCUUUUAUUACAUUUCAGGCACAUUUUUGCACUAUAUUAGUGCAGCAUGAUAUGCACUUAUAUCUAGUAUUGCCAUAGAAAACUGCCUCUUUCAAUGCAGGAUGAUGUAGCGUCUUGUGCUAGAAAAUGUAAAAUAGACUUUACCCAGAAGAAACAAGCCAAUAUUUAUCUAUGAUUCAACAAGUAGCGAUCAGAUCUUUUAGGUGACUGGAUACAGAUCAGUGGAUAUAUGUAUAUACUGUAAUUUCUCUUGUCACAACAGCAAUUUUGUAAAUCAAUAACCUUUGUGGACUGUACAGUUGCAGUAUUAUAAUUGUCUAGAUUUUGCCCAAUUGAAUUUAUAGCUAUUUCAUGAUUUCUUACACUGUCAUAAUGAAAACUGUUUACAGUUUGUUGCUUUAUAUUUCUUUUCUAUGCCAUUGAAGGUUUGAAUGAUCUAAUGGUCCUUAAUGUGACAGACUCGUUAUUCUGCAGACUUAUCAUGCUAAAGUAAUACAACAUAAAAGAAAUAAAUACUGUGUAAUUACAACAGCAAAAAGUAAUAAUAUUUACUGUUCUUAGUUUAUAUUCAUUUAGGCUUCUGCCUUAUGUAGCAUUUUAUCCUUUCCAUAGAUGAAAGAAAAUAAUUUAACCAAAUGCCUUGUUAAAGCUUCUGAAAUGCUGAAUUCAAAAUGACUACACAUUUUAAAUUUAUUUUUAAUAAGAGUGAAUCAUACAUACAUUUUUAGCCUUUUUCUCUAUAUAAACAUGAUCAAAAAUAUUUUCCAGUUUACCAACAAAAUUGCUAAGAUAAAUUUAGAGUGUGGUUCAAAUGUGAGCGGUAUACAAGGUACAAUUUCGAUUAAUGUCACAUCUGUGGAAGAAAACUAUAACCUUUUAUUAAGUUGAGAUAAACAUAAGCUAUGAUGUGUCCAAUGCAAAUAAUCAAAAAUUCUGGAAAUCAAUUGAAAGAAAGUAAUAUUAUUCUGCACAGAAAAAAGACUAUCAACCUGCAAUCUCCCCAUCAAAUCGAACCUUUCUUUUUACAGUAUGUUGACAGUUUGAAAGCAGAUUCAUAUUAGAGAAAUGAAAGAUUUACAUUGAGGCACAAUAAUCAAAAGGUAUAUGCUCUUCCAUUUCAAGUUAACAACAUUUUAUAAAAGUUGGCACAUUUUUUUUUUUAGAAGAGCUGCAAAAAUCUAACAAAAUAUUACCAGGCCUUGAGCUAGGUGUAACUGUUGUUGUAAGAAUCUACAAAAUUGUUAUAACAUAGCAUAACAAAAUAUUCUGAAAUCCAGCAACGCAAAAUGAGGAUCAUAUGGGGUGGAUCGAAAAGAAAUAGCCCUGGACAGGGCACAUACACACAAAUACUCACAUGCACUCUCACACAAAGUCAAAUUGCAAUCGUCAAUUAACAUAACAUGCAUCUUUGAGGAUAUGGAAGGAAACCUAGAGUACCUGGAGAAAAUCCGUACGAAAAGCCGAAAACAAUACAGCAUAGGAUUCAAACUAGAACAGUGGAUCUGUGAGCCUUAAGAGGUCACCUCUGUGCCCACACAUACUAUGUACUACUUAUUUAUCUUGAUUUAUGCGGGGAGAAAAAAAACUUAUAUGUAAGUAAGUAUUAGGUUAGGUGCAAAAGUAGAAGAACCAAACUUCCAUUUUCAGGCCACCUGACCUAUAGCACUAGUUCUCAGAGUCUACCCUCCAGAACAUGUGUUUUCUGAUUAGAAUUCUUUCACGUUUCCUAACCUUGACUUUAAUUUGAUUCAUGGUUUAAUUAACCAGGUGAUGGCUCCUAUAUUUCUGCAGAUUUAAACAUAUAUCAAUAUAUUAUAAUUACAGUAAGUGUGUACUAUUGUCAUUUUUAUUGAUUUGCUUUUUCAUUUUAAUGCACUUUGUUGUACAUGUUAUUCUCUUAAGUUAUUUUAAUUAUUUAAAAUAUGUUCAUUUUAAGACUAACAACUUUUUGGUGUGGUGUUCAGACCAGGCUUCGCUUUCCAUAGUAACAGUCACUGGGAUGUUCUUCUUCUGGAUCAUCCUGAUGGUCUACGUCCUGUGGGUUGUGACCAGCACACCUACCUCCUCAAAAAGAGCACAUUAUUUGGUUCCACUCAUGUUUUGGGUUCCUUCUAGACUGAUAAGCUACUGUCAACAUUAUAAAUUUAGAUAUACCGUAGAUGCAAAUUGCUGUAUUUCCUGAAGGAUUCUGUGCCAACAAAGGCUGCUUUAGGAUGAAUAUAUAUGUAUAUACUGAAAAUAACAAGACAGCAAACUCUUAACUGAAGAAUUAAGCAGAGGAAAUUGAUAGUUUGUAUGAAACAUAAAUCUUUGUUCAAUUCUUAAAAGUGUGUUAAGUUUAUAUAAUGGGUCAAAUGAGUAUCCAACCAAUCCAGAAGCAAAGAAAUAACAUAUUUAAUUAAGAUAGGAGUUCAGGUACAUGCAGCAACUGACCUUAUAAAAUAACUGAUUGGAACAAGGAACAACUUCAACAUUCUGAAAAUAGUCAAGUGUUCUUUUGCAGUUUGGAAAUAGUCUUAAUUAGGUCAACAGUACAGUAAAUUCCCAUUUCUGAUGCUACUCUUUCAACUCCGUUUAAUAAGCUGCAAUAUUUCUGAAGGUAAUCAAGAUUGACCAUUUUGUUACAGUAGGUAAGGUGGCAGCUGUACAAAGAAUGUUUACUUUUUUAUUUGUAAAUAACCUGUGUAUUGUAUUUUUAUUUUAUAAAUUAUGUAUAUUUCUUUUGUAAUGCACAAAAUGUUUAGUAUAAACCUCAGAAAGUGUGUGUAUACUGUUGCUCAGCUUUGGUCAGUUCAUACAGAUGACAUGAAAAGACGAACGAUCCAGGUUUAAUGUUAUUUGUAUGUAACUGAUAAAGUGCUGAUAAUAAACUAAGAAAAUAUCAUA